AUGGACGACGGGACCGUGCAGCGCUGCUACCGGGACCUGACAGCAGUGUUCUACUUCACGCCCGCCUGGGAGCGCGCGUGGGGGGGUCUCUUCCGCGACCUCGAGCACGGCGCGCGCGCGGCGGACUCGAACCCGCGACGACGCAAGCGGGGGGGUCUCAGGGCGGUGUCCGACACGGUGCCCCCGCGCACAGGCCCGACGGCGCGCGAAGUGGUCCCGGAGUUCAACAGCGCGGUGUUCUUCCGGGUGCCGCACUGGCACGAGGUGACGGCCGUGCGGGCGCCCGCGGGGACCAAGCGGUUCAGCGUGUUCGGGUGGUGGCUGACGGAGGAGCGGCUGUACCAUCUCAACCUGGGAGGCAGCACGUCGUACUAG
Molecule: messenger RNA, 375 nt
Organism: Pedinophyceae sp. YPF-701
Lineage: Eukaryota; Viridiplantae; Chlorophyta; Pedinophyceae
Source: the annotation of a GenBank genome assembly